This is a messenger RNA of Pipistrellus nathusii (Nathusius's pipistrelle), 744 nucleotides long. The record is from the annotation of a GenBank genome assembly. NCBI's taxonomy places the organism in Eukaryota, Metazoa, Chordata, Mammalia, Chiroptera, Vespertilionidae.
AUGAAGAUGCUGAUGGCAGCGCUGGUCCUGACGGCAGCAGCAGUCCAGGCCAAGAGGAAGGACAAGGUACUGUCGGGCGGGCCCUGCGAGCGGAUGUCGCACCCCUACCAGGCCGCCCUCUACAACGCCGGCCGCCUGCUCUGCGGCGGGGUCCUCGUCCACCCGUCCUGGGUGCUCACCGCCGCUCACUGCCAGAAACCGAACCUGCAGGUCUACCUGGGGAAGCACAACAUUUACGAGCGAGAGAGCUUCCAGGAGCAGAGCUCGGUGGUCCAGACCGUGGUCCACCCCGGCUUCAACGCCGGCACACACGACCAGGACAUCAUGCUGCUACGCCUGAAGCGCCCAGCCAACCUCUCGGACCGCAUCUGGCCCCUGGACCUGGAGAGGGACUGCUCGGCCAACCGCACCAGCUGCCAGAUCCUGGGCUGGGGCAAGACCGCCAGUGGUGUGUUUCCUAACACCAUCCAGUGUGCAGAUGUCCACCUGGUACCUCGUGAGGACUGUGAGAAGGCCUACCCCGGCCAGAUCACCGAGAACAUGGUGUGUGCCGGGGACGAGAAGUACGGGAAGGAUUCCUGCCAGGGCGAUUCCGGGGGCCCCCUGGUGUGUGGAGGCCGUCUCCGAGGCCUGGUAUCCUGGGGUAACGUCCCUUGCGGAUCCAAGGAGAAGCCGGGGGUCUACACCAACGUCUGCAGAUAUAACCAGUGGGUCCGGAGAACCAUUUGGGCCAACGCCUUCUGA